Messenger RNA from Moneuplotes crassus, 951 nucleotides. NCBI's taxonomy places the organism in Eukaryota, Ciliophora, Spirotrichea, Euplotida, Euplotidae. The record is from the annotation of a GenBank genome assembly.
AUGGAAUGCAAUUACAAUUUUGAAAGCCAACAAACUUACCCAAACCUUGUAAACUACAAAGGGAUCCAUCACAACGAAGAAGAUACCGCUACAAAAUACUUUGACAAAGAGACUGGCGCUCAUUUCAAGUUCUCAGUGUUAUGCUCUAAGCUUAAAAGUAUCAAAAAUUCUUCUGAAAAAGGCAAACAGCCCGUUCUAAAUCUCAGGAAAAUGAAAUCAAAGCUUACAGUGCUAAAAAUCAGACAAAAGCUGAAAAAUAGACAAAUGGAGAAAAACCCUAUUGGCCCCAACAAAAAGAUGAAAUAUAAUGAACCAUUUCCUCUUGAAGUAGCCCACGAUAGGAGACUUUCAGAUCAAAAUUCAGGAAAACCUCAUUUAAAGCCAAUUAUAAUCUCAAGCCACCAACACUUGCAGAGCUCCAAGCAAAACAAGAACAUUAAUGACUUCAAGCCAAACUACAGAGACAAAAUUAUCAGGAUGAGAAUGAACAGGAAAUUCAUAAAACAAAACCUCUCCCAGUGCAUGAAGGGAUCAUCUCCAUCCCAAAUAGUUAGUACCUUGCAAACCUCGAAAGAGAAUAGUCUUUCCGACCACAGACAGCAAUUUGUGAGAACUAGAGACACUUCUAAUAGUCGACCCUCAAGAGUCGCCCAGGUCAGGACUCCUAGCACCUUUCUAAGCAGAAAGUCUAAAGAUAAAAUCCUCUCUCUAGCUUGUUUGAAAGAAUCGAGAAAUUUAGAGUUUGCGAAUAAAAGGAGUAACUUACAAAGCAAGCUUCCUAAAAUCGUUACUAAAACUCCUAAUCUGAGAGACGAUAUCAGGUCGAUUACCUCUUUUUCAAAGAAUGCGAAUGCCAAUGAAGUAAGUACCUGCCCAAAAGCUAUCCAGAAUCAUGGGCUGUACUUCAAAGCUGUAAUUUAAGAGUUUAUAAACUAAGUUUUCAAAUUUACU